CGGCGGUCAGCUCUUAUUCCGCCCCUCCUGGCCACGCCCUGGUGGCGUCACUUCCGAGCGACGGCGGAGCGUCAGCGGCCUGGUGGGCGCGUGGCAGCCAGUCUCCAAAAUCCCCUAUGGAUUAUCUCUCCAAACCUGGGCUCCUCAGCGUCAUCGCUGGCAUCGCGUGUGGAGUGUGCCUGGGAUGGGGCAUUCGCGGGAGGUUUUUAAGGCAGCCCAAAGCCAGAAUGACCUCACCUGCAAACAGCCUGGGGAGCAAAGCUGACAUCAUGGGAGAGUCCGGUGAGUUCAAGAUGGUGCUGAUUGUCCGCAAUGAUUUGAAGAUGGGAAAGGGUAAAGUAGCAGCACAGUGUUCCCAUGCUGCUGUUUCUGCCUACAAGCAAGUUCAGAGAAGAAAUCCUGACCUCCUCAAACAGUGGGAGUACUGUGGGCAACCAAAAGUGGUCCUCAAAGCUCCUGAUGAAGAGACUCUGCUCCAACUCCUGGCUGAAGCCAAACACCUCGGACUGACUGUGAGCUUAAUUCAGGAUGCGGGUCGUACCCAGAUAGCUCCAGGCUCCCAGACUGUCCUGGGCAUUGGGCCGGGACCAGCUGACAUAGUAGAUAAAGUUUCUGGUCACCUAAAACUCUUCUAAACAGGGGACCAAAGAAAGCUGGAUGCAUUGGUAUAUAUCAGUACUGAAGGGAUAAAAUCCAGGUUUUGUGAUUUUUUCCAUAUGUUCUCUCAGUAUAAAUAAAGUAACUGCAUUUUUUUAAGA
Phalacrocorax carbo (great cormorant) is the source of this 758-nucleotide messenger RNA. The record is from RefSeq and is a predicted model, not a curated record. NCBI's taxonomy places the organism in Eukaryota, Metazoa, Chordata, Aves, Suliformes, Phalacrocoracidae.